GGACUUAUAUUUCAGGAAUACAGAACUAAUGUUUUUUUUUUUUUCCUUAUAGCCUAAGGACUAUGUACUAGUUGUUGAAAUGGAUUGGCAAGUAGCAUCCAGUCAGUCUCUGCUUUGUUCAGGUUUAAGAAACAGGUUGCAAAUAUAGGGCCUUAGUUUAAAUAGUCUCUUUAGACCAUGUAUCUGCAAGCAUGUUCCAUGGACUAAUCCCACUGGCCAUUUGUUUUCAAAAAUAAAUUCUUAUUGGGACAGGUACAGUCACUGUUUGUGCAUUUGCUGUGGCUGCUUUUGGCCAAUGCACUAUUACAUAAGAAAGCAGCGUCUCUAAGAAUAUAGGCCCCAAACUGGAAGUACUGACCUCGUUACAGAAAAGAGGACUGACUGUCUUAAAGAAGGUGACUUCCAUCUCCAUAGAGUUGGAGCCAACCACACUUCAGACUUGUGAAUAUGCUGACCAAAUAUAACCAUUCAAGGUCUUUAAGGAGCCCCAUUACGCAGGCAUAAUUAAAUUGCUGGCCAUUGGAGAGAAACUUUGCAUCUUGUAUUUAUUCCCCUUGAGGUUGUGGGCUUACAGGAUGGAGCCUAAAGUCUCAACUUUGUUACUACAUGCUUAAUUACAGCAACUAGCCCCAUCUUCUAACUCAUCUUUGUAACAUUAAACUCCUCAGGUAUGCUUAAAGGGGAAUUAAUGAAUUAUGAAUGAUCAAAGAUAUUCUGGGAAUCUUCAAGGGCUUUUGGAGCUUUGUCAGAAACCAGGGAUGUUGUGCAGCUCUCCACACUUGAGAUACGGCACAAGAUAGCAGAGCUGGAGGCCAACCUCAACGGUGACCUUGCAGGCAGUGAGUGGAAAACCCGGUACGAGACCCAGCUGGAGCUGAAUGACCAAUUGGAAAAGCAAAUAGUGUCUCUGAAAGAGAAAAUGGAAAAGAUGCGUGGAAACCCUUCAGAUAGACUGUCUUCCAUUCGUGUCUAUGAGAAGAUGCCAGUGGAAUCUUUAAACGUAUUACUUAAACAACUAGAAAAAGAAAAAAGGAGUCUCGAAAGCCAAGUGAAAGAAUAUGCGUUUAGACUGGAGCAGGAGUCAAAGGCAUACCACAGGACCAACAAUGAGCGCCGUUCCUACAUCGCGGAAAUGACUCAGGUUUCUGGCUCAAAUCAAGUAUCCAAGAGGCAACAGAUGGACCCACUGCCUAGAAUGAAGGAAAGUCCGGUGAAAACUGGAAGACACAAUUCCAUGAAUCAGAAGACAACAAAUGCCAAGAAAGGACCAGUUAAAAAGGUUCCAAGAUCAAACCAUCUUCCAAAACUCAACCCGUGACUCCAGAGCUGGGCAGACUUCUAUUUUUUCCAUCUUUUUCGUCAUUCAGUGUCUUCAGUUUAGGAAGCUAAUGUUCAAUACAUUCCUCAGGGGAGGAAAUAGAUGAGGGAGAGCGGCUUCUCUCACUCUUUCAAAAGUUGAUUCUUCUGCCUGCAUAAAAGUCAUGGGUCUCCAGCAACCCUAAAUAUCCAGUACAUGUGCUUAUAGUUCUUACAAUACCUUAGAAGGGACCCGAAGGUUGACAUCCUUCUGGCACUCUCAGUAGAGUGUUUCUGAUAUUCUCUGAUUGCACUUUUAUGUUGUAUUUGGUUUCUAAAUUGACCAUUAGUUAGAACUAUAUAUUGUUUUAUAUAUUAUAUAUAAUAUCUCCACCUUUUUGUUAUUUUAAAUUGCAUCAUGCUCAGUUCAACUUUCUAAAAUCAAGGUUUCAACAUAUUCCCAGAUCACAUGCAUAUGAAAGUUUCAGGAAAAUAUUAUCAAUAACUUCAGCCAUGCACUGCAUUGUUCUUGCCCCCAUCCCCCCCCCCCCCGCCAGUAACCUUGAGGAUUUAGGGUUAUCCUAUCACCUCAUGUUUAUUUCCUACAUCUAGAAAAAUGGCUGUGCUAAACUGUAUAAUUUAUAAAAUUUCUAGAAAUUCAGUCACAGGGGUCUGCCACUGUGUAUGUGGCAUUAAAGUCAUUUUGUGACAUUUACUAAUUCACAAAAAUGGUCUAGUUUUUGGACCAAACUUUGCAGGAGUUUGGAAUACUGGAGACUAGAAGGAAAUAGAGGGAGAAUAAGAAAUUGUUUUUAGGACCUAUGAACUUUAUUGAAUUUUAUUCAUGUUUAGGGUGUUUUGUGACUCGAAUGUUUUUUCUAAUUGUAGUAGAGAUCAGGAAGAUUCAUAUAACUUACCCAUUUAAAUGAGAGAAAUUAUUGGAAUUUAAAUUUCUUGUGCAUGUUAAGCAAGUGGUGUUUUAACCUAUAUCUGAUGAAAAAAGUCAUUUGUUUCCUUUUAUAUGUAAUGUGCCUUUUACACCUGAGGGGUUUAUGUGUAUGUAUGUAUGUGUGUAUGUAUGUAUGUAUGUAUGUAUGUAUGUAUUAUGCAUAAUAUGUACAUGUAUGUGUAGAUAAUAGAACCAUAAUGCUGCACUCAUGAACUUGCAGUAGCUAUGGUUGCCUGCACAAAACCUGCUCAAGAUCAAGCUAGCCAACAUUCCAGCUCCAGUGGCAGAGGGACACAUGGGCCUCACCCCUAGCUGAGAAGCUGGUGACAGCAAGGUCUGCUAGGAGAGGGAGAGUCCGUCCUUUUAAGGGUGUGGUCCCUGGUAGGUUCAGAAUGAUCCAGUAGAUGGCCCCACGGCUAUGUAUUUAUGGACAGCACUAACUGGCUUCAAUGGAAUAGAUGUGUGUGUGAAUAAACAUAUAUAUGGAUGUAUAUGUGUGUAUGUAUACACACGUAUUUAAAGAUAUGCUGUUGGGAAGGGGUUAUGGGAUCUUGGAAUUGGUGUGUGUAUGAAAUAAAUACAUUGUAUACAUGUGUGAAAUUAUCGAAGAAUAAAAUAUUUUAAUAAAAUGGAAUAUUGACAUGA
Mus musculus (house mouse) is the source of this 2890-nucleotide messenger RNA. RefSeq names its product coiled-coil domain containing 169 (gene Ccdc169). The transcript has 8 exons. The coding region runs from base 920 to 1318 and encodes 132 amino acids. NCBI's taxonomy places the organism in Eukaryota, Metazoa, Chordata, Mammalia, Rodentia, Muridae. The record is from RefSeq and is marked validated.